AUGGAGUGCCUCUGGAUAUUGGCGACCAUUCUGUUCUUUCAGUACCUAGUCUCCUCCAUUUCUCUUGCCUGCACUGCCCGUAAAUCAACCUCACGGAAAUUAUGCAUACUUUCCCUCCUCAUCUUGGCAGUUUUUGAAAUUCAUUGCUUGUCCUUUUUACCGGGGCCAGAAUUACAGAGAGCAGUCAUUGCAUUCUCCUGCAUCGUCAAACUUCUCCAUUUCAUCAGCAUCUUUUUAAUCCUCCAGGUGGAAAUCCACCAAUUAGUUCAAACAGUGUCAGGUUCCUUCUUGACCAGUCUGCGUGCUGGCUUGAACUGCGUGACUAGUACUCGUGGAAUAGGGACGCCUUGGGAGGUGAUAUCCUGGCCACAUUGUCGAGAACCUACCAAGGGCCAAUAUAUCGCAAACGCCAUAAUUGUUCUGAGUUGGCAAUAUUUGGCACUUGACUUCCUGAACUUUGGAGCAUUGAAGUAUUUUCACCACAAUUGGCCGGAUACAUUAGCGGCAGGCGCGGAGUUUCUUAACCCUAAGUCAACAAAGGAGCAGUUGAUGGCCCGAAUUCCGCUCUCAUGUAUUUUAGUGGCCAACCUACGCUUGCUUUUUGCUAUGAUCUACGGAGUUCUUGCCACUGUUUCUGUUUUAUUGAAUUUCAACUCUCCCAAAGACUGGCCACCGCUAUUUGGUAGCAUGCGACAUCUCCGGACGUUCAGCAUCCGAAGUUUCUGGGGAAAAUACUGGCAUCAGUUAUUGCGCUGGCCCCUGGUGACCAUUAGCACGUAUAUCCGGCAACGUCUCAGCCUCUGCAACUCGGUUUCUCGCCACGUACAAAGUAUGACAGAUCUCUUCCUGAUAUUCUGUUUAUCUGGCUUUCUCCACCUACUAAGUGCAGUGUAUGCGGGUGUACCUGACAGCCUAGGAGCAAUAUUCCUUUUCUUUAUCACAGUGCCCCUCUUGAUCAUGUUGGAGGAUGCUUAUAGAGUUCGGGUAGGCGGAACAACUCACUCGAGACGAAUGGACACCCUAGGUUUCCUGUGGGCACUUGCCUGGCUCUACGCGUGUGUUCCGUGGUUUGCGUACACAGCGUUGAGGUUGCCUGUUAACAAGAAUGCGAUGAUGCCCUUCAGCUUCGUGGAGAGUUUUGGAAGUCAGGCUGUGAUGACGAUGGUUCUUUCAGGCGGGAUUAUUUGGGCUUUAUGGGUAGAUGGACGACCUGUCGGUGAACAAGAAGUUGGAUAA
Messenger RNA from Penicillium egyptiacum, 1236 nucleotides. Lineage: Eukaryota; Fungi; Ascomycota; Eurotiomycetes; Eurotiales; Aspergillaceae. The record is from the annotation of a GenBank genome assembly.